UGAACCAUUGGCGAGGGAGGACGUAGCUUCUGUGCCACUUGUCAGUGACGCGCACGUGGCACAUCGUCGGCAUGCACAGGCCGACGUGACAGCCGGCUGAUGUCAAAAUAUCCUGGCCUGCACUUCGCGAGAAACGAGUAUUUUGCAAUUGAAAAUUCCCAGGGAAAAUUCGUUCUGUGAGCCACGAAAAUAAUUAUCGGAUUGUCAUUUUUAUUAGCGAGAUUGAGCAAGCGGAUUCUGAGUGAGCGAAGACUUGAUUUAGCCCGUCGAAAGUGUCAGAGAAUAUAAAAUCAUGCAAGAUGUGUAUCUUAACAACAUAAUCCAGAGGCGCUCGCAAUCGAGGAGCAUAAAGCGCUAAACGAAAAUGGACCGCAUGAUGCGCGGGACUCAGAAAACGAAAAGCAGGUCUCUGAUAGUUUUAUCGUGACGUCAGUAUAACGGUAAUAUGAAAAUAAACGAUCACUAAUUUCCAGCAAUCCGGAUAUUAAUGCAAAAUUUGUUCCAGCCUCCGCGAAUGCUGUGAGACAUCUUAUUUCUAUAGAAUACACACAGGCGUGUGCCACACAUAUACCCUCGCGUUUUAUCGUUUUUCUAUAUAACGUAUAAUUAAUUAUUCCAUAUAAAAAUUUCUAAUUACAUAAUUGUCAUAAAAUUAUUUAAUUAAAAACAUGUUAGCAAGCGAAACCUAAAACGUGGUUGUCAGAGUGUAUAUUUUAAUCACUCAAUUUAUAAUAAUAUUAUAUAUUACAUUAUAUAUAAUUACAAUAUACCUAUUCGCCGAACGGAUCCUGUUUCAUGGAUGGUUAAUGACUAAGGCUUCUGCUUUAGUUUUACUCAUAUAAUUUUGAUUCAAUAGAGUAAAACUUUUAACGUCAGUUAAUAACGUCAAAUUAUUGUUCCUUGUUUUAUGAACUUUGUUCCGUUCUCAAAUAGCACAAGAGGCAUAUUAUAAUAGAAUAGAAACUUCAAUUGGUAACAUAAAAUUAUUGCUCCUUGCUUCAUCUUGCUUCUCAUUCUACUCAAAUGACACACAAAGCACAUUCGCUUUUCUAGGUGUACAGGGCGACAGCGAGCUAUAAAUGACAUCUCAUGUUGAAAUUACUGAAGGCACUGCACGCGUGCGAUCGAAAUGGAUUUCUGCAGACGAUACAAAUUUUUGCAUAUACUACCGAGACCAGCAAAACGGAUCGUAUGGUCUUGGCGAGCGGAGAACGGCACAAUGUUCCGGGUGCCGGAGAAUAAUUCGCAAUCGACAGCCGAGUGCCUCAUCGAAUUGACAAACGUCUCUGUCGCCAUCCUGACAACACUCGUAGCCGCGAUUUUAAUUAUCAAGUACAAAUGCAACACGGACAGAAAGCCUUCCAAAUCGCUUCUGCCACUUCACACGUGUAGGACCUUACUUUGUAUGUUACUGGUGACGACACUUUUAUUGGAGCUAUGCGAGUUCGUAUUGACGUCGAUUUCGCUAUCGUCGAUCUUGACGAUGAUCGCGGUGCUAUUCUGUUGGAUAUUGCAUCGAGAAACCGAAAUCAGGGACGGUUUUGGUACCGCUGCGUCCGGCGGCGGAUUUACGAUAAUUGGCCUUUCACGAGCGUGGAGACUUUCAUACUUAUGCAGAUUUGGCCUGUCAGUUCAACAUGUUCGUGUCACGACCACGGCGACUGCUGCUGUUUGUUGCGGAUUACUCGCCAUUAUCGAUUCCUACACCCUUUAUCGCAUGAUGCAAAAGUGCCGGAGGUACACCAUGAAGAGACCCGAUGACGCGCGGAACACCUACGUGCACUCCGCCUCGCCGUUCCUCAGCAGGAUCACCUUCCACUGGGUGACUGACCUGCUGUCGCGCGGCUAUCACGCACCCCUGGAACUCCACGACCUUGGACAACUUCCAGACGAGGAGACCACGAGGAAUCAGUUCGAGCGCUUCCGCGAUAUAUACGAGACCGAGAGGCUACGAAGCCGUGGCAGGAAAGUGUCUUUAUGGAAAUGUUUCUGGAGACGAAUAUGGUUAGCUUUCGCGGUGGGUGGCGUCUUAAAGCUCUUCGGGGACGCUACGACUUUGAUAGGUCCGAUGGCAAUCUCCAAGAUUAUCGAUUUCGUGUCGAAUCUUCAAGAAAACCCGUCAGGCAAAAGUUUCUCUUCGAAGGGAGCCAUGACAUUUUCCGAAAUUCUGAAAAAUGGGUAUUUCCUGGGGAUCGUAGUUUUUCUCGCGACUAUCUUGCAGAGCACGAUAAGCCAAGCGUCCACUCACGUGCUCUGCGUCGGAGGGAUACGCUUGCGAACAGCCCUUCAGGCACUAAUUUACGAUAAGGCUCUCCGCUUAUCCUCCUGGAGUAUCUCUGAGGAAGAAAAACCGUCCGACAAGGAUAAGGAUCAGCACUGCCAUCAGCAGGCCGUCGAUAUCGGGACCCUGACGAAUCUCAUGGCCGAAGACGCGUACAACGUGAUGAGCUUCUUCUGGAUCGGUCAUUACAUCUGGGCCAUCCCACUAAAGAUUGGCGUCAUCAUUUUCCUGCUGUACUUGAAACUGGGCGUCAGUGCAAUUAUGGGAGCAAUUUGCUGUAUAUUGAUCGUCACGCCGAUGCAGCUAGUUCUUGGGAAACGAAUGUCCGAGAACUCCAAGUCCAUAGCAGAUAAAAGCGAUGCUCGUCUUCGGCUGGUUAAUGAGAUUCUUCAAGGGAUGCGUCUCAUUAAGCUACGCGCCUGGGAAAAUGUCUUCGAGGAACGCAUACGCAAAACUCGGGACCAAGAGUUAAAAUUGUUGGACAAGGAUUCCGUGUACUGGGCGUUCAUCAAUUUCCUGACGCAUGCCUCCUCCGUUCUGAUGACUCUCUUCACAUUUGGAAUUUAUUUCUGGCUGGAGGAACGAAAUCUCGACGCGGGGAACGUUUUUGCCAGUCUCGCCCUCUUUUCGCAGCUGACCGUGCCGCUUUUCAUCUUUCCGGUGAUAGUGCCGAUUAUCAUCAACGCCAUGAUUUCUACGACGAGACUAGAGGACUUUCUGCAACUACCAGAAAUCGUGAACAUUCUCCCUGAACCAAAUAAACGAAAAUCGGCCGCAGACACGUUGUUGAAGACAAAUUCGUACAUCGAUAAUCAUGUGGAAGCAAUAAACAGCGUCACGACUUUCGGAUCGCUCGACAACAUCGUGGAGGACGAGGAAGACCCGCAGUCGAACACUUUACGUGGAUUCAAUUUGGCAAUUGACUCCUCGGUCGACACGGUAUUCGAAAGAGAUCCGGAAGUCCCAGAAUCAGUGCUCAGGAUCACAUCGAGCAUCUUCACAUGGGGAUCUGACGAAAAUACGCUGACGGUUAACGGUCUCAAUUUUCCACGAGGACAAUUGACAAUAAUAGUGGGGAAAACCGGCAGCGGAAAGACCUCUUUACUAUUGGCGCUCUUAGGAGAGAUUCAGAGAAUAAGCGGCAGCAUCGAAUGGAGCAAAGGUCUGAAGAUCGCCUACGUGGCACAACGGCCGUGGCUCCAGAACGCGACUCUGAGGGACAACAUUCUCUUCGGCUCCGCAUAUCGGCCGCGAAGAUAUUACAACGUGCUACGUGCGUGCGCCCUUCAACCGGAUGUAGACAUGCUUCCCGGUCGAGAUCUGACUAGGAUCGGCGAGCGAGGGAUCAAUUUGAGCGGAGGACAGAAGCAAAGAGUCACCGUAGCUCGAGCCCUUUACAGCGACGCCGAUGUCGUCCUCAUGGAUGACCCACUGUCGGCGUUGGAUUAUCACGUCGGUCGACAGAUCUUUGAUCAUGCCGUGAGAAAGUUUCUGCUGAGGAGCGGUCGAACCGUAAUCAUGAUCAGUCACAGACUGGAGCUGUUAUCUGCUGCCCAUCAGGUGAUUGUCAUGGAUGCUUGUCGAGUUCGCGCUGUCGGAAUGAAAUCCAGCAUCGAGGAUAUGGAUCCCGAAUUAGCGGCGGAGUGGCGAACCGCAGCUACAAGACGGGAGAAUGAAAAUCGCUACCAAAAAACUGCCAAGGAUAGAUGGUCCUUGAUUAGACUAGUCUCCAGGAUCGGAAUCAACAAUCCACCCGUGUUCGUACCUUUAAGACUGCGUCGGACAACUCUGUCCGGAUCAAGAUACUUGAGUCAUGAUCUCACGGAUCUUCCGGUACCGACGGAAGAAUGGAAUACUGCUAAGAAACGAUCGAAGACAUAUCGCGAAACCCUCAGAUCGACGAGUCUUCAACCGCAGAAACGACCGCCGCCAGUUCUUCGGCAAAAUAGCACGCCGACGAUAAUCGAAAAUCAUUAUGUCGCACCGAGAAAGAGGAAUAAUACAUAUGACAACGGACAACCUAGCAGUGUGUUGAAACAAUUCUUCUCUACGAGGUAUCCCGAGGAAAUGACGUUGAACAGAGAUAAAAGCGUCCUGCGCCGUCUCAUGUCGGGUUCUAGCAAAGUAAGUCAGCAGGAACGCGAAUUUCCAGUGAAGCGACUACUAUCGAUAGAAUCCCGAACCACCGAUGAUACGGACGAUGUGGAAGAAAUUCUUGACGAUGAAGACACAGAUGAGCAAGGCGAAUUCGAAAUGGACGAUAAAAGCGGGAUGGUCACCAGAAUGAUAUGGAUAGAGUACACAAAGGCUGGUGGAUGGAUACCAGGACUCGUCUAUGUCAUAGCAGCGUUGGCCUACCAAAUUCUUCGCGUGUACACCGAUCUCUGGUUGAGCCGAUGGACCGAUCAAAGCGUUCACUCGAUACCAAGCGAACAGCAGGAUACGGUGUCCUACUUCAAGGUGUACAUUAUCGUGUCAGUCGGUUCCAUUCUCUUAUCAUUCCUGUACAACGUAGCGGGUCAGUGGGCAGGUGCCAGAGCAAGACGAAGACUGCAUCAGGAAUCCGUCAUCGGGCUUCUUGACGCGCCCGUUUCUUUCUUCGACCGCAAUCCUAUCGGGAAGAUCCUGAACAGAUUCAGCGCCGACAUGGGCGUCAUAGACAAGAAAAUAUCUACAUCAAUCAAGAGACUGACGUCCUUCGUGCUACUCUGCAGCUCGGCGAUGAUCGUCAACGUUAUCAUCUCACCGUGGUUUUUGAUCGCCGCUGUACCCACCAGCUGCGCUUAUUACGUUUUACAAAGAUUUUACAGACGGAGCGCCAGGCAAUUGCAACGACUGGACGGCAGCACGAGAGGACCGGUAGCAGCGCAUUUUUCGGAAACUCUGUCCGGACUACCAACACUGAGGGCAUUCAAGCAAGAGAAUCGUUUCAUGGAGGAGACGAUGCGACGCCUCGACGUGAACACGAACGCGUUUCUCAUCUUGAACACCAGCAGCAGAUGGCUCGGCAUCGCGCUGGAUUAUCUAGGCGCCGUUAUCGUAGUGACAGCCAUCAUUGCAGUUUUACUUUCCGCCGAAUUAUAUCCAAACCGCGUUACGCCCGCGCUGGUAGGCCUGGCGAUCAACUACACUCUCUUGGUGCCAAUAUAUUUGAACUGGGUGGUCAAGUUUACCGCAGAGAUCGAAAUGUAUAUGGGGAGCGUGGCCCGGAUAUCCGCGUACAGAAACACGCAACCAGAGAACUAUUGCGAAGAAACUGGUUUACGAGUGACUGAUACUUGGCCAAACAAGGGCGAAAUUAUCUUCGAAGAUGUCUCUCUACGCUAUGACGCCGACAGAAAUCCAGUGAUCACAGAUUUAUCUUUGAAAAUACCAGCUGGACAAAAGUUAGGCAUUUGUGGAAGAACCGGUGGAGGAAAAUCGUCGAGUGUGAUGGCCCUCUUUCAACUAAUCGAGAUCAGCCAAGGCCGCGUGCUCCUGGACGGAAUCGACAUACGACAAGUCCCUCUUCGAAUACUGCGAUCACGAUUGUCAGCCAUACCGCAGGAUGCAAUAAUGUUCAGUGGAACGAUCAGGGAGAAUCUAGAUCCGCUUUCGCAACAUAACGAUCAAGAAAUUUGGAACGCCUUGGAGCUUUCUCAAAUCAAAGAUGUCGUGGCUUCGCAUCCCGAAGGCCUGAAUCUAGAGGUACGAGAAGGCGGCGAAAACUUUUCUGCUGGUCAGCUUCAACUUCUGUGCAUGGCACGCGCGAUUCUUCAACGAUCGAGCGUCAUUGUGCUCGAUGAAGCGACCAGCGCACUCGACGUAGCCACCGAGAAAUCACUCUUAAAGGCGGCUGCCGUCGCUUUUGAGCACAAGACUGUGAUCAUUAUCGCGCACCGAGCGGCAACUUUGUUAGAUUGCGAUCGCAUCAUCGUGUUUAACGAGGGCAAGAUCGUCGAAGAGGGUUCACCGGCAGAUUUAAUUCAGCGUCAAAAUGGAAUCUUCUCUGCGAUGAUCAAAGCGGCCGAACAAAGCGUCAAAAGAAUUUGCUUUGGACAUGCGUUGGACGAAGAUAACAUGAGGUUCUCGUGCUUCCCGAAGCCCAAUAUCCUUGGGCAGAGGGGUAGUAUUAAUCUCACCCCUCUGCCGGGCCACGAGGAAUCCAACAGCAUUUCUACUUCGAGUAUAAAUGGAAGCACGAGACAUGGAGUUAUUGCAAGCUACAAACGAUCCGGCGAACCGGACAUGACACAUGGCGUUAUACGCCCGCUGCCUGGCACCGUAUCCUCGUUAAUUGUAAAUGGCAGCGGUCCACCAUCGUCCACAUCAUCCACAUCUUCUACAAAGCAUAAAGCACCGUCCCCGCCGUCCAACCAUGCAAAUCAUCAGUCCACGACACAAGAACAACCCGGAACGGAAGAUGUGGCUGCUACGAACAACGGUGAACAUCCUAUGAACAAUCCGAGAGGCGGCGUCAUCGGGAGGACGCCGACGCCACCCUCGGCACCGACACCCGCAUAUGAGAAAGACGCCAGGAGUGCACGGCAGAUUAAAAGGGCCAUCCUCGAGAACGAAUUUCUGGGUAACCUUGAGGAAAAUCAAGUGGAAGCGCUGGUCUCCGCAAUGUAUCCGAAACAAAUUCCCGCUAAUACUCUGGUCAUUCGAGAGGGUGAUAUAGGCUCACAUUUGUACGUAUCGGCGGAGGGUGAGUUCGACAUUUACGACGGGAACAAAUUCCAAAGAAGCUUCGGACCAGGAAUCGCGUUUGGUGAGAUUGCUCUGUUGUACAACACGAAAAGACUUCGAUCUAUCAGCGUAAAGAAAGGUGGAAAGGUAUGGGUACUGGACAGAUCAGUAUUUCUCACCAUAAUGAUGAGAACAGUUCAAGAACAAUUGGAAAGCAAUAUCCGCUUCCUCCAACGCGUUUCCGUUCUGCAAAAGCUCCCCGAACCCAAGGACCACGUUCUCGCGAAAAUAUCCGAUCUUUUAAGAAUAGAAUUUUUUCCGGCCGGAGCCAAGAUAUUGCGGCAGGGUGAGAAGGGCGAGAAAUUUUACAUAAUCAGCGGCGGAAAUGUGCGGAUUACCAAGGAUACCGAAUACGGAGGCGAGGAGGAGCUGGUGGUUCUCGGUAAAGGAGAGUAUUUCGGUGAAUUGGCUCUUUACGAUGACGAGGGAGAACGACGUGCCAAUGCGAUCGCGCUUGCACCUGGUGUCGAAUGCCUGACGUUGGACAGAACAUCAUUUUUGAACUAUCUGGGCAGCCUGGAUGAGAUUCGUAACAAGGACUGGUUGGCGGAAUACGAAAAGCAGAAACGUUCAUUGACUCCGAAAAAGUGGACUAAUGAGUAUGCAAAUCUAACUUUGGCCGAUUUGGAGACAAGAGGCACGUUAGGAGUGGGUGGAUUUGGCCGGGUCGAGUUGGUCACGCUCAGAUCUGACCCGAACAAGAGCUUCGCUCUGAAGAAACUCAAGAAGAAGGUCAUGGUCGAACAGCAGCAGCAGGAGCAUGUGCUCAACGAGAAACACAUUAUGCAAGCAUGUGACUCUCCAUUCAUAUGCAAGCUCUAUCAGACGUAUAAGGAUAGCAAAUACGUCUUUUUUCUGAUGGAGGUGUGUCUCGGUGGAGACGUGUGGACGAGCCUGCAGAGGAGGCGAUACUUCGACGACGCCACUACGCAAUUUAUGGUAGGCUGCGUGGUGGAAGCCCUCGAUCACCUACAUUCGCUAAAUAUCGUCUACCGAGAUCUCAAACCGGAGAAUCUUAUGCUCGAUGCGCGCGGUUACUUGAAACUGGUGGACUUUGGUUUUAGCAAAAAGAUUGGUCCUGCUAAAACGUGGACCUUCGCCGGCACUCCAGAAUACGUCGCGCCAGAAAUUAUUUUGAAUAAAGGACACGACAGGGCGGUUGAUUAUUGGGCUCUUGGCAUUCUAACACACGAGCUUCUCGUCGGCAAGCCGCCUUUCCGAGGAUCUGAUCACAUGACUACGUAUAACAAAAUUCUGAAAGGCAUUGAGAUGGUCGGCAUACCGAGUGUCGUCAACAAAAAUGCGAAUAAUCUCAUUAAAAAGUUACUUCGUCUAAGUCCGUCAGAACGAUUGGGUUAUCAGCGAAACGGGAUACAGGACAUUCGCGAUCACAAGUGGUUUUCGGGAUUCAACUGGCAGGCGCUUCAAAGAUUAGCUCUACCAGCUCCUAUUGUACCCACGGUGCGGCAUCAACUUGACACGCGAAACUUCGAACGAUACCCACCCGACCGCGACAUUCCACCAGACGAAUUUUCUGGUUGGGACAUCGACUUCUGAGGAUAAUUUAUCGAUAUGAUAGAAUUAAAUAAUAGAUAUAAUAAUAACACGAUCUUUGCGCCUUUGUUAAAAAGUACAUUUUUUAAUCAUAUGCGAUCGUCAUAAAGCAAUCGCCUUUCUACUAACUGUUACCAAAAAAUAACAAUGUGAUAAAAAUGCGAGGAUUGUCUCGCUUCAAUCUCGAAAUGUAAAAUGAUAAGUAACUGCGUGAGCAAAUUAAUGUAUAUGCCAAUAAUUAACGAUCUUCUUAUUAAUUAUUAAUCAGCUGAUAAUUAAUAAUUGUCAUUUCAAAAAAUUUCUUAUAAUAUUUCGCAUUUGAUUGGUUCAUUCGCAAAAUUAUAACGUUUUUACUCCAUAAAAUCAUUCGUAAAAUUAUUUGUCACUAUUAGGUAAAAAUAUCUUUAACUUAUUCAUCGAUCCUCUAAUUUUUGACGGACAAAUAACUCGUAAAAAUAAUUUACUGUUAUAAGAAUAUUAUUUUUUCAUAAGCAAUCACUGAGAUUCCAGUGUAACUUGACUAAAAAUGUGCAUAUAUUCUAACGAUACUCCGUUUUCUACACAGAAGCCAAUCGUACGAUAUUAACAUUAUUCCAUCCCGUAAUUAUACAUUUUUUCCGCUCGUAAAGGAGAACCUUACAUGGUAAAUAGAUUUAGAUCCGAUUAGGGCGGUUUGGUCGCACUAGCAUGUACUCGCAAGACAACAUCACAUUUGCAAAUAAAUGAUUUUAUAACCA
Ooceraea biroi (clonal raider ant) is the source of this 9300-nucleotide messenger RNA. It is a transcript of the gene Sur, whose product is annotated as Sulfonylurea receptor. The record is from RefSeq and is a predicted model, not a curated record. Gene Ontology annotation, molecular function: ATP binding; ABC-type transporter activity; ATP hydrolysis activity. Gene Ontology annotation, biological process: transmembrane transport; protein phosphorylation. Gene Ontology annotation, cellular component: membrane. Lineage: Eukaryota; Metazoa; Arthropoda; Insecta; Hymenoptera; Formicidae.